Molecule: messenger RNA, 1104 nt
Organism: Phaeodactylum tricornutum CCAP 1055/1
Lineage: Eukaryota; Bacillariophyta; Bacillariophyceae; Surirellales; Neidiaceae
Exons: 1
Biological process (GO): sterol biosynthetic process; isoprenoid biosynthetic process; coenzyme A metabolic process
Cellular component (GO): endoplasmic reticulum membrane; peroxisomal membrane
Molecular function (GO): protein binding; hydroxymethylglutaryl-CoA reductase (NADPH) activity
Source: RefSeq, a predicted model, not a curated record
GCUCUCGACAAUCUGCCCUCGGAACCUUCCCUCGACUACACCCGCGUACACGGCGCCAAUUGCGAAAUCGUUGUGGGCUACGUACCCCUCCCGGUGGGACUCGUCGGUCCCCUCACGGUCAAUGGCGAAACCGUAUACGUGCCCAUGGCCACCACCGAAGGAUGUCUCGUGGCCUCCACGAACCGCGGUGCCAAGGCCAUCACGGCCGGGGGUGGAGCGACCGCCGUCCUCCUCCGGGACGGUAUUACUCGGGCGCCCUGCGUGCGCAUGCCCUCGGCAGCGCAAGCCGCUCAUCUCAAAUUGUGGUGUGAAACGCCCCAACACUUUAGUACCCUUAAACGAGCCUUUGAAAGUACCACCUCGUUCGGGAAACUUCUCAAGUGCGCCCCCACAGUCGCUGGACGUAACGUGUAUUUGCGCUUGACCUGCUUUUCUGGAGACGCCAUGGGCAUGAACAUGGUUUCCAAGGGCAGUUUGGCCGUCAUUGAAACCCUUCAACAAGAAUUUCCGGAACUCGUCCUCGUCGCCUUGUCUGGCAACAUGUGCACCGAUAAGAAAGCCGCCGCUACCAACUGGCUGGAAGGACGAGGAAAAUCGAUCGUCGUGGAAGCGACCAUUCCCAAGGACGUCGUCACAAACACCCUCAAGACUACGGUCCACAGCAUGGUGCAAACCAAUUUGCACAAGAAUUUGAUCGGUUCGGCCAUGGCCGGAGCUUUGGGCGGAUUUAACGCCCACGCCUCCAACAUUGUUACCGCGGUCUUUUUGGCCACGGGACAGGACCCCGCGCAAAACGUGGAGUCCAGUAAUUGCAUUACCCUGUUGGAAGAAACGGAAGAAGGCGACUUGUGGAUUUCCUGCACCAUGCCCAGCAUUGAGGUCGGUACGGUCGGUGGCGGAACUUCCUUACCCGCCCAAGCGGCCUGUUUGCAGGCCAUGGGUGUCCGGGGCGGAGGCGCCACUCCCGGCGCCCACGCCCAAAAACUGGCACAAAUCGUCGCGUCCGCUACUUUGGCCGGCGAACUUUCGCUGCUGGCCGCACUCGCCGCGAAUACCCUCGUACAGGCCCACAUGCAACACAACCGCAAACCCGCCGCCAAGUAA